This is a messenger RNA of Cataglyphis hispanica, 6531 nucleotides long. Its product is annotated as protein bric-a-brac 2-like. The transcript is spliced from 9 exons. NCBI's taxonomy places the organism in Eukaryota, Metazoa, Arthropoda, Insecta, Hymenoptera, Formicidae. Gene Ontology annotation, molecular function: protein binding; DNA binding. Gene Ontology annotation, cellular component: nucleus. Gene Ontology annotation, biological process: regulation of transcription by RNA polymerase II. The record is from RefSeq and is a predicted model, not a curated record. Bases 944 to 3010 code for a protein of 688 amino acids.
UUGACAUGGCCGUGUGUUUGACACCCGCGCGCGCGUGCCUGCCGUGUCCGAUUUUCGCGGACGUAGCGUGCGCGCGCGCGCGCGCGCCCGCGCGUUGUCCCGGACAACGCGUGCGGGGAUCGCCGACCGGGAGGACGCCGCAGUGUCGAAAUAAAGCCGCGCGGUCCGCCGACGCGUCGCGACGCCACCGGGAAAUCCACAAGUGGUUGCGUCGCGGUGCGCGUGUGUAUGUGUGUGUCCGUGUGCGUGGAGAUAGAUGAAUGAGCGAGCGAAUUGUACGUGUGCGUACGUGCGUGCGCGACGACGACGACGAAACGUCACGCCGCCGCGCCGCCGCGACGCAGGCCGCGCCGCGACGCGACGCCACGAUCUCGAGAGGAUCCGGUCGUCCCAGCAGCAGGGCCGCAUCUAGUACUCGUUGCGGUAGAGCUGUUUUCGCGCAACCCAAAGCAACCGGGCCUUGAUUUCUUCUGAUCGUUUGAAUUUGAAACCAUUUUUGGCAUUUGUCGUCUCUCUCUUACGCACACACGUCUCCUCGCACAUUCCCGCAUCUCUCACACUUCUUUUUCAUUCAGCGUUUUGGCCGGAGGAUCGCGGGGAGGCGUCAACGCGCAGACGGACUUCGGCGAGAGAGCAAUGCACCCCGCAUGGAAAAAGCGCAGCCUCUACUGCGAGCGGUAUCGACAGCGUACGAAGACAUGUAACGUACAGAUGCGGCCUUGUUACUGAUCCGAUCAGGCCGAACGUCAUCGACAACGAGAAACUGAGGCGAGACGAGGAGAUCGAAGAAAGAUAAACAAAGAGAAGAAGAGGAACAGGUUGAAGAGAAAGCGUAGGAGGAAGCGUGCGGUGCAAUAGAGAAAUAGAAGAAGGAGGAGGAGGAGAUUAUCUCUCUUUCUCCCUCUCUGGAACAAGACAAGCGGAAGCCACAUCACGCCCGAUCAUGACGCAGCAAAGCGGUGCUGGGUCACCCCAGCAAUUUUGUUUGCGCUGGAACAACUAUCAGACUAACCUAACCAACGUCUUCGAUCAGCUUCUGCAAAGCGAAAGUUUCGUGGACGUGACCUUAGCCUGCGACGGUCACAGCGUCAAGGCCCACAAGAUGGUCCUGUCGGCCUGCAGUCCGUACUUUCAAGCGCUCUUCUUCGAUAAUCCCUGCCAACACCCGAUCGUCAUCAUGAAAGACAUCAAAUGGCCGGAGCUCAAGGCUGCGGUCGAAUUUAUGUACAAGGGCGAGAUCAACGUUUCCCAGGAGCAGAUCGGGCCGCUGCUUAAAGUCGCGGAAAGCCUCAAGAUUCGCGGCCUCGCGGACGUCAAUAGCGAACAGGAACUAACGUCCAGACCGAGCUUGGAGGAGGUCGCGACCGCGGCGAUGCAGCGGAAGAAGCGCCGCCGAAUGUCCGGUGAGCGUUCCCCGUCCAGCAACAGUCCGGAGCGCAUCGGUUCCGGCAGCAUUGCUGACGAACAGGACGUGAUCGCCGGCAACAUCGUCGUGCCCGAAAUCCACAACAUGGUGCCGCCAACCGCCAGCUCGACGCCUAGGUCCCUGGGCUCGCCUAGUACGCCCAGUAUGCCUAGCAUCUCCGUCACGCCGCAGAUCAACCUGCAGGAGCUUCCUGUCUCGCUGCCCUUACCACCACCCCCGCCGCCGCCGCCGCAAGGACAGCAGAGUUCGCACCCCCUGUCGACCCACCACGUGUCCGGCCACGUGACUUCCGGUCCGCACGCGCCCGUCAACCACCUGGGCAGCCACGGUCAGCAACUCAGCGUGCAGCAGCAGCAGCAGCAGCAGCAACAGCAGCAACAGCAACAGCAGCAGCAGCAGCAACAUGCGAUGAACGCCGGCGGUCAGACUAUCAGCGCCGACGAUCUCGAGAUCAAGCCCGGCAUCGCGGAGAUGAUUCGGGAGGAGGAAAGGGCCAAGUUGUUGGAAUCGUCCCACGCUUGGCUCGGCGCCUCCACCUCCAGUAUAGCAGCAGACAGCUACCAGUACCAGCUCCAAUCCAUGUGGCAAAAGUGCUGGAACACCAAUCAGAGUCUGGUGCACAAUCUGCGCUUCCGGGAACGCGGACCCCUCAAGUCCUGGCGGCCGGAGACCAUGGCGGAGGCGAUCUUCAGCGUCCUAAAGGAAGGGCUUUCCCUCAGCCAAGCGGCAAGAAAAUACGACAUCCCCUAUCCGACGUUCGUCCUGUACGCGAAUCGAGUGCACAACAUGCUGGGCCCUAGCGCCGACGGCGGAGCCGAUUUGCGCCCUAAGGGAAGAGGAAGACCGCAGAGGAUUCUACUGGGUGUCUGGCCGGACGAGCAUAUCCGCGGUGUGAUUCGCGCGGUGGUAUUCCGUGACGGGCACUCGCCCCAUAUUGUCAAAGAGGAGCCAACCACGAUAUACCCUACCCUGGCGAAUUACGCGGCCUGCAACGGUCCGGAAGGCGCGGUUAGCCCGGGUGCGGCGGCCGCGGCCGCGGUCGCGGCGGUCGCUCAAGGUCUGCGACAUCAGAUGUGCAGUAUGGUGGCAGCGGCGCACUCGCAGCAGCACGACAUGAUGGCGACGAAUUUGUCGACGAAUCUGUCGACAAGCCUGUCCUCCAGUCUGUCGUCAAACUUACAGGCAGCGAUGCAAGCUAGCCAGCACCACAAUAACAAUAAUACAAGUGGCAACCCGAGCGGCCUCGGCGGUAAUAGCGCCGGUAUCGGCAACAACGGCAAUUCCCCGUUGAAUCUCGGUCUGGCGAGCCCGGGCUCGGGCCCGCCUGAGAGCCCGAUGGAGAGUCCCCUGGCGAGUCCGUUGGGCCCGCUGAUGGAUCCAGCCGGUCACAUACCCAGUAGCGUGGAGGUCGGCAUCGGCGUGAGCGGCAUGACGUACAAGCCGGCGCGAAGCUUCGUCAGUCCGCGCCCGGAGAAUCUCUUCCAGGAGGACAUCGCCGACCUGGUGAAGAGCCCCCACGGUCUCAAGGACAAGGACAAGAUCCCGGUGAAGCUCGAGCCGCUCACGGACUCGCGCUGUGAAUAGUAAGCCAUCGCCAGGAGGUGGCUAACGGGGGAGACGAGGAGCGGAAGCGACGACCGUCUUCACCGCUGCAGGAUCGCCGGCCGAGGAUGGCCGAGGAGCGUCGAUGACACCCUCAGGAGGACCCCUCUUCUCUCUUCGAAGCCGUUAACGGCCGAGGCCGUAGAUGAUGCGGAUCGGUAGGUGCUGAGAGUCACACUUUGACGCUUCUCUUCGCGAAGAAUCGAGCUCUGUCUGAGUCUUCGACUUUGCGGCACUUCGCCUCCUCGCGCGCGGAGAGAGAGAGAGAGAGAGAGAGAGAGAGAGAGAGAGAGAGAGAGUUUAUAGUAUAUGUAUAUGUAUUAAUAACAUAUACGUGACUCUGAACAUUGUACGCGAGCGCGAUAUAUAUUGUGCAUACGAGUAUGUUAGAGGAAUGUUAGAGAGAAAGAGGCUUACAAUCAAAAAAGAAAAAAAAAAAAAUACUGAGAAACACAGCGUGGGCGAGACAGACGAGUGUAGAGAGUCCCUCGCCCGGCUUAGUAUCGAGGAAGUAUGAUUUAGCGAUCGUAAAGACUAAACGAAAAUCGCUCAAUCGAUUCUCCUGCGACAGAGGAUAGUGGAAGACGGAGGAGAAAAAGAGAGAGAGAGUAAAACCUUCUUCUAGCGAACGUACUAUAGCUAUUGGGUCGCCGGCGCCCCGCGAACGCGCCGCCACCUUUUUCCAAUCUAGAUAGUCGUGUCAUCGUCGUGUCGUACAGACUAUGUACAUGUAAUAAAGGUAAAAAAAAAAAAACCUACACACGCCUACACACGAGCGCAUAUAUAAUGAACAUAUACAUACACUCACACACGAGGAAACACGAGCGCGCCAUACACAGGAUAUACACACUCGAAAAUUUAUACCUACGCAUAUAUAAUAACUGUACUUUUAAUGCCAAAUGUAUAAUAACUCGUAAGGGGUCGCCUACUGCCGAAUGAUUAUUCGAGACACCCUCGAAUCUCGACGAGAAAGUAAGCCGCCUCGAACGGAGCUACGCACGUUGUACUAUCGAGUCCUUACACAACAUGUCAUGGAUCAGUUUGUGAUAUGUCCUAAUAAUUCUUAGGUAUCACAACAAAGAUUCGCUUUAAAUUAUUUUUAGGAAAGUAAAAGUAAGGUUUUUUUUUUUUUUUUUUUUUUCUUAUUAAUAUACAUCGCGAAGAAAAAAAAUAGAUUAUAGAUAUCGCGAAAUUAUUUUUUAUUUUUGUAAAUUAUUCUACGAGCAUAAAUCAUGUGUACAAUAUGAUUUAUAUGAUAUAUUAAAUGGAUCUGGUUUUUUAUAUUGCUUCGAUAAUGUAAAUUCUUCUUUUUUUUUUUUUUCUGCGUCGAACGUCUUAACAUAAGUAAGCGGACGAUAAAUUUUGCUACGAAUCUCUCCGAAAUAAAAAAAAAAUCUCAAUUUUGUCCACGACGCUUUGUGCAAGAGUACUAUUCUUUUUUUGACGCCAGGCAGUAAGCGACGUCACUGAUCUAAGCUCGAUAAGAUAAUGUGAGGGAGAUGUACAAAAUUCACUAUGACUGUCUACCAAGCAAGUAAAGAAAAAAAGAGAAAAAAGAAAAAAGAAAGAAACGAGCAAAAGGAAAAAUUAGGGAGGGAAAGAAAGAGAGGGGAGGAACGACAGAAGGAAAAAGGUAAGACAAAGAUAUUUAGAGACGGAGAAAACAAAUUUAACGGCUUAUAAAGCGAGCACACUCUAGGCCGAGAUGAUCGCUAUAACGUUAUUAAGUAUAAUGAUUGCCUUCCUGCCAUAUUUGGGGUAUGCCAAGUAUAAAAAUUAUAAGGUUUAGGGAUUAGGGAACGAGAAACUGUGCCUCGACACGACAUACCGUGUCGAGAAAAUUUCGGUGAGUUCGGCGACCACGAGUGUAUGCAUGCGGUGCGGAGAGACUGCGAACUUGAAAUACGGGCCUGGUGAAUGCGAGUGUGAGGUAUGAACGCGGGAUGAACGGACGGAAGGUAUGAAUGAAUUUGAGAAAAACUCGUGUGCGUGCGUUCUUCUUUCGAAAGAUCGUGCUAUUUUUCAAAAUUUUACACGUCGCGCGUGAUUUCGAGUCCUUCCGACAAUCGAUGAACGAGCCGUGCCGACCAGUUCGGAGCGAAAAAAGAAAAAAAGUAGUUUUGCUACGCACGAGAAAGAAUUUUAUUAAAAGCUGCCUGGCUCGAUUGCCUGCUUGCUAAAUUCGAUCAAUUUGAAAUUUUAGACUUGCGAAGUAUCGCUUUUCAAAAUGGUGCUAAUAUAAGGAUCUCCAUUCGAUCAUUAUUAAUGUGAAUAAGCAGGCAUCUUUCGUUGUAAUGUCGAAGAAAAUCGGGCAAAAUUAAAAUUCGCGAUUAAAAUUCAUUGGAUCCUAUAAUCGAUCGUCUAUGCCAAAUUCGGCUCAUCUGAUGCAAUUUCAAAUUGGAUUAUCGUAAAGUAUCGUUUUUCGAUGGUGCUAAUAUGAAAGUUUCAUUAAUAUCACUAUAGACGAAUCGAGAUAGUUUUUCGAACGUUUUUAAUUCUGAAUAUAUAUUUAUCGCAAGAAAAAAAAAAGAAUGGAAUUUUCCGAGGAUACUAAUAUCGGCACGCUAGUUCGAGAAAGAGAGAAAUAGAGAGAAAGUGUGAGAAAAUGAUAGCGAGAGUGAGAGAAAGAGAGAGAAAGAGACUCCAUGUAAGUGUAAAAAAUAAACAAAAAAAAAAAAAAUCGAAGUGGCCUUCGGUGAAAGGGAAAGAUCAUCGCUUUUCGCUUUUGCUCGUACGAGGCUUUUGGCGAAACAAGCCAUCCGUGUUAUAUCCGUUUGUCUGGGGAAACUUUUACGAAAGAGAGGAUUAAAAAAAAAAAGAAAAAGAAGAAAUCGCAGAUGGAAGAAAAUUGAUAGAUUCUCGCGCCACGCUCAUGCAGAAGAUUUCCGGUGAAGAUGAAGAAGCUAAAGGAAGAAGGGAAGAGAGAGAGAGAGAGAGAGAGAGAGAGAGAGAGAGAGAGAGAGAGAGAGAGAGGAAGGGAUCGCGCGUUCGUAGCACGUAUCGGCGAUUAGGGAAACGAAACAUCGGUCAAGCCAAAAAAAAAAAAAAAUAAGAAAGAAAAAAAAUGUUACACCUUAUUCUUGAUACAAGCGAUUUUUGUGCGAAAACGCGAAAACGUUUCGCGUUUCGCGAAGCGACGACGUGUAGACGGCGAGUUAUUCUUAGUAUACGCAUUGCAAUAUUUCGAUCGACCACGUUUUUCAUUUUCCGCGAGAAAUUCGGAAAGCGCGAAUAUUCUAUUUACCAUUUAGGCAUAUAAUGUGUUCAAACGUAAAUUCGCGCGAGACGUGCGACGGCAAGGAGAAAAAAAAGAUUACGCGAACGAAGAGUUAAAAUUUACUAAAGAAACUUGAAAAAAAUUGAGCUGAAAGAGACAAGAGAGAAAGAACGAGAGAGAGAAAGAGAGAGAGAGAGAGAGAAAGAGAGAGAGAGAGAGAGAAAGAGAGAGAAAGAGAGAAAGAAAGAAUACGAGGUCGCGAGAGCGUGGGGAAGAGAGAGAGAGA